This is a messenger RNA of Anarrhichthys ocellatus (wolf-eel), 3698 nucleotides long. RefSeq names its product SID1 transmembrane family, member 2 (gene sidt2). Gene Ontology annotation, molecular function: double-stranded RNA binding; RNA transmembrane transporter activity. Gene Ontology annotation, cellular component: lysosome; plasma membrane. NCBI's taxonomy places the organism in Eukaryota, Metazoa, Chordata, Actinopteri, Perciformes, Anarhichadidae. The transcript has 27 exons. Gene Ontology annotation, biological process: RNA transport. The record is from RefSeq and is a predicted model, not a curated record. Bases 629 to 3241 code for a protein of 870 amino acids.
AAAUCUACCCAGCAUGCAUUGUGCGGUGAUCGAUUCUGCUCACGCCUGGCUUAUGUCGAACGAGCCUAAUGUCACAGAUUUUGUUUUUCUUUCCACACUGUAAACACGCUGAAUCUCAGAACCCUCCGCUCGAGAGACACUUUGCACAACAACGUCGCGGCGGCGCCUCCGCAAAAAUACAGGGCGUGACAACCGCCCACACUGGACUGGACUUUUGAAAACAAAAACAAACAAACACGUGAUGUUUUAUUUUGAACACGGAAGCCGAACUCCCGAUAAUCAAAACAUGGAGCUGCCCCAGCAGCGUCCUGCGACCAACGAUGCUAACGUUAGCACAGCUAGCUAACGGCUCGGCUCAGUCUUUCAGCUGAAGAAGGAUUGACGACCGUUGUCAACUUGUUGGGACGUGUGCAAUUGAUUUCAUAGCCGACGGGGGGUUUGUUACGGACCUGAAACAGGACGAGGAGCUAAUUCAUUAGCUAAUGUGAACACCCAGCUGUGUCUAUAGCUCGUCAGUUAGCAGCUGUUGGUUAAGCUAGCUUGUUGAAUAGGGAGGAGUUGUCAUUAGUGUUGCUGCAGGGUGGGGGUUAGAUAUCAGUUCCACUUUGGGAAGACGGUGUCAGACAAAAUGGUGUUACGGAGCUGCUGGAAGUCUCGACAUAAAACAAGCUGCCGUGGACCAGCUCCUUGUUGGAUCCUGCUCUGGUUCUGUGUGACCCAGUUUGUUUUGGGUGGUGGGGCGCAGGGGCAGACCAAGAACGUGGUCCAGAAAGAUGCCGAAUUCGACAUCACCUACAACGACACCGUCACCAGUGAAAACCAGACCAUCUAUGCGUUCAACCACACCGUCUCCAGGAAUAAGUCGGAGGGAGUGCGCGUGACCGUGGAUGUGUCGCAGGGCUUCGAGAGUCCCAUCCUGUUCGUGGUGCGACAGAAGCAAGCUGUGCUGUCGUUUCAGAUCCCUCUCAUCCUAAGAGGCCUCUACCAGAGGAAGUACCCGUACAAUCAUGUGGGCCGGACGUUGUGCCAGCCUCCGACCCGGGUCGCCUCGGAGACCCAGUACUUCUUUGUGGACGUGUCUACCCUCUCCACCCAGGGUACGAACUACCAGCUCAGGGUCAGCCGCGUCGAAAGCUUCACCCUGCAUACGGACAAGAAGUUCAGCUUCACCGCGUCACCAUCACAACCUCAGUACUUCAAGUAUGUCUUCCCGGACGGGGUGGACACUGUGAUCGUAAAGGUCAACUCGGACAUGACCUUUCCCUGCUCCGUCAUGUCCAUCCAGGACAUCCAGUGUCCCGUCUAUGACCUCGACAACAACGUGGCCUUCAUUGGGAUGUACCAGACGAUGACCAAAAAAGGCGCAAUCACUGUGCAGAGAAAAGACUUUCCCAGCAACAGUUUCUACGUGGUGGUGGUGGUGAAGACGGAGGACGAGGCGUGCGGCGGUCCGCUGCGCUUCUACCCUCUCCGUCCCGACGAGCUCAUCGACGCCGGGAACCGCAGCAAGAUCAUCGACGUGAUCGUCACACCUGCUAUCAAAUCGGAGGUGUAUGUGAUGGGCAUGCUGUUCUGCCUGGGUAUCUUCCUCUCCUUCUAUCUGCUCACCUUGCUCAUGGCCUGUGUGGAGAACAAGCGGAUGAAGAAGAGCGAGGUGUUUCAGAUUCCUGCUGACAUGUCGCCCGCUGAGACAGCCUCUCUGCUCGGGAAGAACGGAGACGCAGGCCAAACUCCAGCCUCCCCAUAUGAAUACGGCUCCUUUGCCGACAACGGCAGCACACUGAGUUCAGAGGCCAUCACGGACAGCGCCACGUCCACCGACAACAACUAUGGAUACGUUGGACAGGAGCCUUUCAAACGGCGCCCAAUCCUCAAUCACCUCCAUCACUUAGCCAUCCGUAUUGAUCGAUCGUUGGACAGUGUUGGGCGGAGCCGGCAUGAGUCCCUGAGCUCUGUGGAGGAGGACGACUAUGACACGCUGGAUGACAUCAACUCGGACAAAAACAUUGUCCGCACCAAGAAGUUUCUCUAUGUGGCUGACCUGUCCCGCAAAGACAAGAGGAUCCUCAGCAAGAAAUACCAAAUCUACUUCUGGAACAUCGCUACCAUCGCUGUGUUCUACGCGCUGCCAGUCGUCCAGCUGGUCAUCACCUAUCAGACGGUGGUCAAUGUCACAGGAAACCAGGACAUCUGCUACUACAACUUCCUGUGUGCCCACCCUCUGGGGGCUCUAAGCGCAUUCAACAACAUCCUCAGCAACCUCGGCUACGUGCUGCUGGGACUCCUCUUCCUCCUCAUCAUCCUCAAAAGAGAUAUCGUCCACCAGAGAGCUCUGGUCCGCAAUGACAUCAACGCGCUGGAAUGUGGCAUCCCAAAGCACUUCGGUCUGUAUUACGCCAUGGGAACGGCUCUGAUGAUGGAGGGCUUGCUGAGCGCCUGCUACCACGUCUGUCCCAACUACACCAACUUCCAGUUUGACACCUCCUUCAUGUACAUGAUUGCUGGACUGUGUAUGUUGAAGUUGUACCAGAAGAGACACCCAGACAUCAACGCCAGUGCGUACACUGCAUACGCCUGCCUGGCUGGGGUCAUCUUCUUUUCUGUGCUGGGAGUGGUGUUCGGGAAAGGAAACAACGUCUUCUGGAUCAUUUUCUCGGUGAUCCACAUUCUGGCCACCAUGCUCCUCAGCACACAGCUGUACUACAUGGGCCGAUGGCGGCUGGACUCCGGGAUCCUGCGCAGGAUGGCGCACAUCAUCUACACAGACAGCAUCCGGCAGUGCAGUGGACCGAUGUACAUCGACCGGAUGGUUCUGCUCGUUAUGGGGAACAUAGUCAACUGGUCUCUAGCUGCCUAUGGCCUCCUAGAGAGACCCAACGACUUCGCUUCCUACCUGUUGGCCAUCGCCAUCUGCAACCUGCUGCUCUACUUUGCCUUUUACAUCAUUAUGAAGCUGCGGAGCGGUGAGAGGAUCCAGUGUCUGGCGUUGGUGUGUAUUCUGUUCACAGCCGUGGUCUGGGGCCUUGCACUGUAUUUCUUCUUCCAGGGUCUCAGCACCUGGCAGAAAACUCCCGCGGAGUCUCGUGAGCACAACAGGGACUGUAUCCUGCUUUCCUUCUUUGACGACCACGACAUUUGGCACUUCCUCUCCUCCAUCGCCAUGUUCGGAUCCUUCCUGGUCCUCAUGACCAUGGACGACGACCUCGACACCGUCCAGAGAGACAAGAUCUUCGCCUUCUAGAUAUGCGAGAUCUCCUGUGAUGAGCUCGGCUCUUCCUCUCUGCCUUAUCGACCCCUCGUCUCUCUCCGUUUGCAUCUCCUUUUCGUGUUUUAAACGAGCACAGCCUGUUUCCCCCCCUCCGGGCUGUACAGCCAGUCAGGGAGGAGCGGUAGCCCCUCCCCCCCCGCACCUGUAUGGACACACAUGUGCCAAUGAAGAGCCCGGGUGGGAGACGCCGACGUGUUUCGUCCUCUCGCUGCCAUCUUCGAUGUAACCGUUGUAAUGGAUGUUAACUUCCUGCUGAAGAUAAGGAUGUACACACUUGCUAAAUAACAAAACAAAAACUAUACGAAAUUAACUUAUUUUAUACUGUCGGCAUUAUAUUUGACCUGCAAGUCAGCGAUGCAUUUUGAAAUGUUUUAUGUUGUUUAUAUGCUCUGUGUGUGUGUGUGUGUGUGUGUGUGUGUGUGUGUGUGUG